Pneumocystis jirovecii RU7 is the source of this 450-nucleotide messenger RNA. RefSeq lists its product as uncharacterized. Bases 1 to 450 code for a protein of 149 amino acids. NCBI's taxonomy places the organism in Eukaryota, Fungi, Ascomycota, Pneumocystomycetes, Pneumocystales, Pneumocystaceae. The record is from RefSeq and is a predicted model, not a curated record. Gene Ontology annotation, molecular function: RNA binding. The transcript has 4 exons.
AUGCCACUCGAACAAAUUCAGACAACAUUGCAUGUCUCUGGAUUAUCUGAGGAAGUAACACCUCAGACUUUGUAUUCAAUGUUUAUUCCUUUUGGAGAGAUUGUCCGAGUAGAACUUCCACGGGAUGAGAAUUUAGAUAUUGAAGAUGAACCCCAUCAGGGCUUUGGGUAUGUUGAAUUUAAAGAAGAAGGAGAUGCAUGGGAUGCAAUCGAUAAUAUGGAUCAGUCAGAAGCAUUCGGACGGAUUCUACAUGUAACACGUGCACGUGCAGAAAAAGCGAUAUUGGAGGGUCUUGGAUCAAAGAUUCCUGUUUGGGAACAAGAAGCAUGGAUUCAACGAUAUCAGGUUGAUAAGGAUGAUUGGAAGGCAGUUGAGCAACAAAAGAUAAUGCAGAGUACGCAACAGACAGAAAAUGCACAUCCAACAUCAACUAUUUCUCAUCCGUUGUAA